Messenger RNA from Cucurbita moschata (crookneck pumpkin), 1450 nucleotides. Its product is annotated as patellin-4-like. The transcript is spliced from 6 exons. The record is from RefSeq and is a predicted model, not a curated record. Lineage: Eukaryota; Viridiplantae; Streptophyta; Magnoliopsida; Cucurbitales; Cucurbitaceae. The coding region runs from base 1 to 1329 and encodes 442 amino acids. Gene Ontology annotation, molecular function: lipid binding.
AUGGUGGCCAAAAGAAAGAAGAAACAGGUCUCCGACGAGACUAUUAUGGAAGAUGAUAUGAACUUCUCCAUGAACAACGAUGAAGAAUUUGAUCAUCUAGAAGAUGAUCUGGAAAGAUCAGAAGGCGAAAUGAGCGAAAAAGAAUUGGAUGAAAUGGAGAAAAAGUUAAGAAAAAAGAAGAAAAAGAGAGCUUUAAUCGAAUUUCGUACCAAAGUGGAAGAAGCAAUCAUAGGCGAUUCUCUUUUAGGCAAACCCAAACCCAAAGAACAUCACAAAGAAAUAAGCCUAUGGGGAGUCCCUUUGCUACCGAGCAAAGGCCACGAAGGUACCGACGUUUUGCUCCAGAAGUUCUUGAAAGCUCAACGUUACAAAGUCUCCGAUGCGUUUGACAUGCUCAAGAACACUUUGAAAUGGCGCAAAGAGUACAAAGCUGAUGAGAUUCUUGAGGAGAAACUUGGAGGUGACCUUCAAAAUUUGGUGGGUUUCUUGGAGGGUAAAGAUAGGGAAGGCCACCCGCUUUGGUUUCAUGCAAAUGCGGCGUUGAGAGAUAGAGAAAUGUAUCAAAGAACGUUUGGAACUGAUGAGAAAUGUGAGGAGUUCUUGAGAUGGAUGGUUCAAAAUAUGGAGAGAGGGAUCCAACGGCUGAGAUUUGAGAAAGGAGGCGUUGAUUCUAUCGUUCAAAUUACGGAUUUGAAAAACUCUCCUGGUCCCGCUAUGAAGGAGUUUCGGAGUGUUAGCAAGAAAGCUCUCUUGCUUAUACAAGAUCAUUAUCCCGAGCUUGUUUAUAAAAACAUAGUUAUAAACGCUCCGUUUUGGUAUUAUGCUCGACAUAUACUCCGGUCGAAGAUUAUUAGCCAUAAAACCAAGGCGAAGUUCAUCUUUGCCAAUCAAUCAAAAGUGUCAAAGACGCUUCUCAAGUUUAUCGCCCCGGAACAAUUGCCGGUUCGAUAUGGCGGGCUUAAAAGAGAUGACGACGACGAAUUCUCACCGGCUGAUAAAACUUCAGAGCUUACCAUUAAAGGAAACUUCGCUGGAACCGUUGAAUUCCCCGCUCCUGAGACUGGAGUGACGAUAGUGUGGGACGUGACGGUAGCGGGAUGGGACGUGGUGUACAAGGAAGAAUUCGUGCCAGAAGAUGAAGGAUCAUACAGAAUUCAGUUGCAAAAUCAGAAAAAAAUGGGAGAGAGCUUGAGGAAUUGUUUCUACAUCAAUGAGCCUGGAAAGAUUGUUAUCACAAUUGAGAAUCCAACAUUCAACAGCAAGAAGACUGUGUAUUACAGAUCAAAAGUCAAGCCCACCGUCCCAAUGUACAUCUUGUUCAACAAAUAGUUGAGAUUCGUUCGAAAAAUAGUAUUCGAAUUGUUUUUAAAAAGUUUAGAGAUUUAUUAGACAGAAAGGAUCGAUCGAACAUAAGUUGUUGUAUAAGAAAGGCCUCGUCUUUAUUAUUAUU